AUGUUUUUUGUAUUUUUCCCUGUGUACUACACAAGUCUUAUCUCCUGUAUUUCACAGAGUAGCACCAUUUAUCAGAUAAAUUGCCUAACUGCAAACGAGAACAUCAAAAAUCGUUCUGUUUUGUUUAAGGUUUACGACGGGGCAGAUGGCGAGGCAAGGCUCUUCUUCGACGAAGGGGGCAGUCCCAUGUUGCCCGCGAGUCCGGUCUUUUGCUCCACAUUGCAUCCGGACGACGAGGAACUUCUAGUACCCCCUCCCAAGAUCGUUCGUCAGGAGCCCACGAUGCAAAAAGAAGCCCCGGACAGUGCCAACUCGCCGACCUUUUUCACGCCCUAAGGAAUCCAGGUCUCUGCCAGGGUCAAGCAGUCGGGAGAGGAGCAACGACUCUCAGGCUGUAGUUCGCGAAGGUCUGCAUGCUGUGUUUGAACAGAGAGGCAAGGAGAAAGCGGUGAAAGACGGGAAAAAGGGUUGAAAUUAGGAAUGAGAGAUUGAGAAGUGGAGAGUACUGGUUAGUGGAUGAUGUUAUAUUGGCACGUGGGAGUCGGAGAGGGAAUACAUUUGAAGUAUUUGCUUGUGUGUGUGUUUUUUUUUAGGGGGGGAGGGGGGGGGCGUGAAACCGUGGACCUUAUGGAAAUAGUGGCUGUCCGUAAUUCUCUCUGUUUUUACCAUUCUUUUUGUUUAUCGGUCUCUCUUCUCUCUUUGUCUCUGUUUUUCUGUCUAUCCGUCCGUCUGUUCGUCUGUUUCCCAAGAAGGUACGAAAUAAUUGAAUAAACCAUAUCAGGCCGACAUGAAGUUGAAAUAAGGACUUCCUGUAUUGGUUUUGCGAAUCUGAAGUCGGCGAUAAAUAUACUUACUCUCUUAGAAACACAUACAUGUCAGUAGUGAAAUUAUAAUAAAGAGAUGGAAAUACAUGACAUAAUUCUAGUUAACAAACAAUAUAAAAUCCAUUUUUUACUAAUAGAGGGUCAUUACCCAAGGAGUUUCUAAAGUAAACAAUAUAUAGCCAUACAGUGUGGACCUCACUCUGAAUAACACAACAGGCCUACCCAAGGCUCCCUAUCAUAGAUACAUUCCACGAUGAACACUACAUACGCUUUUCUUCGAUCAACUUACAGGGUACUGAGUGUUCCUACUGAUGUAAUAUUAAUUCAGAGGUUAUCACACAAGAUAGAGGAUAUUGCCAUCAGUAUAUAACUGAGGACCUUAUUUUGCUGUCAGGGAAAGCGGUCCGAUGUCUGACUUAUAGGGAAGGAUGUGAAAUAUAUCCCAGCUGAUAACCUUUGGUAAGGACGGUGUGGCAAUCUGAGUAGAGGAGAGCCGUGGGGAAAAUACUUAUGAAUUUAAUUUUCCUUCUUUACAUCUUAAUAUGGAAAGUAGGAAAGAAUAUGACAAUUGAAAUCGCAAUGUUUGUCUCAGUAAAAUUCGUGUGUUUUACAUCGCUUGUCAGUGAAGCAAAUGGCUAAUGUAAAUUUACAUGUUAUAUAAUGAAUGCAUUUUCUUUCAAAGAAAAUUUCAUACGAGAUGUUUGUUAUCAACUGCAAUAGUCACUUACUUUCCAUUUUUUCCUCGUUGUCUUUGUCUUUUUAUUUUCUUCCAUUUCCA
This is a messenger RNA of Penaeus chinensis, 1602 nucleotides long. RefSeq lists its product as uncharacterized. Bases 1 to 336 code for a protein of 111 amino acids. The transcript is spliced from 3 exons. Lineage: Eukaryota; Metazoa; Arthropoda; Malacostraca; Decapoda; Penaeidae. The record is from RefSeq and is a predicted model, not a curated record.